UUGAUAUAAUAGUUAUAAUUUGAAGAUUAUAUACGUAGUUUACUCUAAUUUAUUUGUAUAACACACUUUAUCAUUUUCUGAAAUAGAUAUAAUUACAGAGUUAAAAGAACUUAAUUGAUAUAAGGAUUAAUUGAAAAUAGAACGUGUAAUUUAUUAACUACCCAAAAAAAAAUGUUAUAAAACUCGCAAGUCGCAACAAAAUGGGUGCAAAAAAUCUCACAUGCGGAGAAAGGGGGGUGGGUUUGCUGUCUGGUCUGAUUAUAUAAAGAGCUACAAAAAUCCUAUCGUUUUUAUCCAUUUUGGGACUUUAAAAACCAUGAAUCCUCCAUUGAUAAACCCAGUUUGAUUGUUCUGAAGUUGCUUACUGUCAAUCUUUGUCCAUGACAACACUUAUCCAAAUUUCAAUUAAAUUCUCAGCCUUAAACCCAUUACAUGAUCAUUCAAGAAAGAAACAGAACUGUUAUGGGUUCAAAGUGUCACAACCUAAUAGCUGUAACACUCUGUCAGGAACAAAGAUUGGUUCUUUUCAUCAAAAUCGGUUCGAAAUUGGGGUUUAUAGAGAAAGAUGGUCAUUAUUGGGAUUGAGCAGGGGUAAAGAUGGGGUCUUGGUGGGAGGGAAGGAUUGGAAGAGGAAGAAGAGGGCGGUUGUGGUGAGGUUCAAUCAGGGGUUUGGGUUUAAUGGUGGUGGUGGUGGUGGUGGGAGAGACAAUAGUAACACUGCAAGGAUUUUGGGUAAUCUUGCUUUGGCUAUUGCUUUGACGUAUCUUUCAAUGACUGGGCAGCUUGGUUGGGUUUUGGAUGCAAUUGUUUCUGUCUGGAUCCUUGCAGUUGUUCUACCAAUUGUUGGUUUGGGAGCUUUUCUGUGGUGGGCAGGGCGAGAUAUAGUUCAAGGCAGUUGCCCAAACUGUGGAAAUGAUUUUCAGAUUUUCAAAUCUACUCUAAAUGAUGAUUUGCAGCUGUGUCCCUUUUGUAGUCAACCGUUUUCAGUGGUAGGUGAUGAGUUUGUAAGAGAUCCCGUAAAGUUCACCAACCAAUCUACAACAUUUGGUGAUGCAUUCAGUGAAUCCUCUCCUCGGUCAAAAAGAGGAAAGGAUUCUUCUGCAUUUGUUGUUGAUGUUGAAGCUGAAGUGAAAGAUAUGGAAUGAGUGCAUUCAAUGUCUCAUAAGGGUUGUGAUGCACAUACUUUUUACUAUCUGGACUGUCAAUUGGACCAACAGAGCUUGAACUCUCGCAUUCCUGCUGUACAGGAACUCCAGAUAAUUCUGGGAUCAUCAAAACUUGUAAUACGGGAGAGGAUCCGCGAGGAAAGUGGCUUUGCAAGUUGUAAACUUCAUUUUCUAACACAAUUGUGUUCCAGCUUUUUAAAUGAAACCAAAUGCUUGUUUUAUUUUUGGCUUGUAGGGUGUAGGUUGGUUUCAAUUUUGCAAGGAGAAUCGAAUGAGUAGGUCUCUUGGGGAAUCUGUUGUAAUACGACUACUUCCGGAAACUGUUUCGGGCUUAAUGUGAAUUACAUGUCCUAUAUGGCUAUAUGAGUACUCGAUAUAUAUGGAAAAGAAGAUAUAGAGAAGAAGACAUAUACUCUCUCACCUGCCAUAUGCUUAAUCUUGUAAAGCUAGUCUGUGCAAGCUUAUAGAUUAUCACCCAUUCGAGUAUGAAUAUUGGUCUUGUAAAUGAAUGUAAGAUUAAUCUUUAGGGUGGUUCAAUGACCUGAAUAUAGUCUUUAAUAGUUCAGAAGUUUCAGGUUUCACAUUUUUCAUAUCUUAUAAGAGUUUGAUAUCCUUGUUCUUCAAUAGAUAUGUUUUAAAUUUGUUU
This is a messenger RNA of Ilex paraguariensis (yerba mate), 1812 nucleotides long. Lineage: Eukaryota; Viridiplantae; Streptophyta; Magnoliopsida; Aquifoliales; Aquifoliaceae. The record is from the annotation of a GenBank genome assembly.